Molecule: messenger RNA, 1857 nt
Organism: Blumeria graminis f. sp. triticale
Lineage: Eukaryota; Fungi; Ascomycota; Leotiomycetes; Helotiales; Erysiphaceae
Source: the annotation of a GenBank genome assembly
AUGGCGACAGCCGGAGUAAGACUGCUCGAGCCAACCAAGCAAAAUGCACUGCUAAGUGAGAUCUGCUCGUAUGCCCAGAAGCAUACCGAAUUUUCCUUACCAGACUGCAAUUUACAUAUCCAGGUUAUUCCAGGAGAAACGGAAGGACUCUAUGGUUGGAUCGCUGCCAAUUACCUGUUAAAAGGUUUCCAAUCACCUAAUCCCACGGCAAUUACAAAGCCCCACACAUAUGGAUUUCUAGACAUGGGGGGGGCAUCAGCUCAAUUAGCUUUCGCGCCCAAUGCCACCGAGACUGAAAAGCACGCAAAUGACCUUAAGUUGGUUCGGAUGCGAACUCUCAAUGGUGAUACAAUCGAAUACAAAGUGUUCACCACUACUUGGCUAGGCUUUGGAGUUAACCAGGCGAGAGAACGAUAUGUUUCAUCACUGAUGGAUGCAUCAUACACAAAGGAUCCCCAUGAACUCUUAGAUCCUUGUCUACCAUCGGGAUUAAAAACUACAAUGGAUGGUAAACUACCUGAUGACAAUUAUCACGGCACCCUACUUUUGGGCACCGGAUUAUUUGAUGAAUGCCUUCGAAAGACUUACCCUCUACUCGACAAGGACGCUCCAUGUACUGACCAGCCAUGCUUACUUCAUGGACAACACGUACCGGAAAUCGAUUGGAAUAUUAAUCAUUUUGUGGGUGUCUCCGAAUACUGGUAUACAACCCACGAAGUAUUUGCGUCAAUUUUUAAAGACAAGAAAUACGACUUAAUGACAUACAAGAAGAGAGUCAAAGAUUUUUGUAGCGAAGAAUGGCAUGAUAUACAUCAAAAUGUCAAGGCAAAUAAAUGGGGGAAAAAUGUAGACUCCAAAGUAGCCCAGCAGAUUUGCUUCAAAGCUUCUUGGCUCAUAAGCGUUCUACAUGAUGGUAUCGGUGUGCCUCGAACUGCAGCAGAAAAACCUGUCAGGGCCUCAAAUAGUACCAAGGAUAUUGUCAGUCAAGCUAAGCCCCGUAUAUCUCUAGAUUCCUUCCAGGCUAUUAACGAGGUGGGAAAUAUGGAAGUCUCUUGGACCCUGGGCAAGAUGGUCUUAUAUGCCGCUGGCCAAAUCCCACCCUCUGACAAAAGAGCGCUUCCUGUCGGUUUUGGUCCCAACCUCGGAAGUCCUGAAGCAUUCCAAGAAGCCGGAUCAAAUAUAUACCCCAUUCUUGCCAGUAGCGAAGAAGAUUCAUGGACAGAAGCUGCUGAAGAGUUAGCUGAGCAAGCUCAGUUUCGAUUCACGCCUGGCUUCUUAUUCUUCUUACUACUAAUCAGCUUUUUUGGAUACAUAUUUAGAAAACAAGAUCGAAGAACGCGUCUCUAUCGCUUUCUACAUCGGAAUAGGCGAUAUGCCUCCACUAGAAAAAACGGUCGUGGAUUUCUGUACUACGGUUGCAAAUAUUUUGGGUCCCGAGGCCCUAUUGGCUAUGCGAAGGUUCUGGAUGACGAUGAAAAUGCAGCUCAGUUUGAAUUGGGGGAAAAUGAAAGUGACGAAAAUGAAAAAUCUGAUUCUAGUGGACGAAGUCAAAUUGGCCGCACAUCAGGACUGGCAGCACCAAAAGUAAUAGGCGUGACCAUAGACUCUUCAAAUCCAUACUUUGAAGGAGGUGGAGUCAGUUCGGGAGACAGUUUGGGGUUGGGUAUAAAAUCUACAGUAAAUGCCAAUGCUUUUCAUCGAGCCGGCCUAGCUGUCCGAGCUGAGAGUCGAGAGCGCUCAAACUUGACAGUUCCAAACAAUAGCAGUCGGCAGGCUGUAGGAGCUGGUAGGAGAAGUCGCACCGGAAGCCCAACCAGAGGAAAGAUUCCAACCCUGCACCCUUUGGAGGAAGAUUAA